UCCAUCGAUCAAAAUUCAAAGCAUAGAAGUGGAGGAGAUGGCUACGCUGUGGAAACCUCCUUAUCCAAUUACCGUCUCCAGAUCUCCGGGCCAUCGGCGACGCUCGUGCUCCGGGCCGUCGACGACCCUCAAAGCUUCGGCGGAAGGAAGGGACGAUGCACCCUGUAGAACCACGUCGGCUUGGGGUACCCGGUUCUCGCUUGUGCUUGCUCUAGCUUCGCAGGCCUCGUCCGUCUCCCGACGGGUUUUAGUGGAGCUGGCGACGGAAACCGCGAAGUAUGCUUUACCCCGGAGGAACUUUGAAGCGAGGAAUCUGGAGGAGGCUCUGAUGUCAGUUCCGGAUCUCGAAACCGUCAAAUUUAGGGUUCUCAAACGGACGGAGGAAUACGAGAUUAGAGAAGUCGAGGUUCUCUUGCACCAACAGUUGGCAGUAGGAUUUCUUGAUUCUUUAAAACUUGGAAAGACUGGAUUUGAUUUCAAUGGUGCAUCUCAAUCUUUCAAUGUCCUGGCAUCAUACUUAUUUGGUAAGAAUAUUGCCAAUGAACAAAUGGAGAUGAGUACUCCUGUUUAUACUCGAAAAUCUCAGUCUGAUGGAGAGACAAUGGAUAUGACAACCCCUGUAAUCACCAAAAAGUCUCCCAAUGGAGAUAAAUGGACGAUGUCAUUUGUCAUGCCAUCCAAAUACGGUUCUAACUUGCCAGUACCAAAAGAUCAGUCAGUCAACAUCAAAGAAGUGCCAAGGAAAAUACUAGCUGUUACUGCUUUCUCAGGUUUCGUCACCGAUGAAGAUGUUAGAAGAAGAGAAUCUAAACUGCGUGAGGAUUUAAAGAGAGAAACUGACUUCCAGCUAAAAGUUGGUGCAUCAGUGGAGGUUGCACAGUUCAAUCCGCCAUUUACACUUCCUUUUACCCGCCGAAAUGAAAUAGCAAUUGAAGUCGAAAGGAAAAUCUAGUGAUUUUCUUUUUUAUCUUUUUGAAAAAGCAGGCAUUUGUAAAACACUAAUGGACAGCAUAUCGUCACAAAUGUAACAAAACCUAACCUCCUUGUAAGUAAGAAUUUACAGUUGUAAGUACCUUCACUUGGAUGAUAAAAAAAAUAUGCAUCUUCACUUGAAGAGACGAUCCUGGAAUUGACACUUCAAUUGCUAGUUAUAUUUCUCUAUUGUGUA
Zingiber officinale is the source of this 1168-nucleotide messenger RNA. Its product is annotated as heme-binding-like protein At3g10130, chloroplastic. Bases 38 to 952 code for a protein of 304 amino acids. The record is from RefSeq and is a predicted model, not a curated record. The transcript is spliced from 9 exons. NCBI's taxonomy places the organism in Eukaryota, Viridiplantae, Streptophyta, Magnoliopsida, Zingiberales, Zingiberaceae.